This is a messenger RNA of Ostrea edulis (European flat oyster), 3701 nucleotides long. RefSeq names its product midasin-like. The transcript has 2 exons. Bases 80 to 3646 code for a protein of 1188 amino acids. The record is from RefSeq and is a predicted model, not a curated record. Lineage: Eukaryota; Metazoa; Mollusca; Bivalvia; Ostreida; Ostreidae.
AUAAACAAAAGGUGUUAUAUAAAACAAUUGCGUUGUCGGAGAUUGACUUCAGUGAGGCAGAUAGGAACAUGAAGGACCAAUGACACUGUGUUGUAAGAUGAUGUUUGCCUGCGUGGUUUUUGUAGCAGCAUUCGCCUCAAUAAACGCUGCAGCUGUACACGUAGGAGAGACAACUCUUACAGGGGGACUUCUAUCAAACAGCAGUACAGUGGCUGAAAGAGAUGACGACCAGAAAACAGGGACUCCUCCCUUCAUUGCUGACAACAACCAUUUGUCGACAAUGGGCAAAAGGACUGACAUGCCCAUUAAUAAGAAAUUAAGGCUCACUAUCGACAUUUUGAACAAACUUGUGGAAAAAAAGAAAAACUUCACUGAUUCCUUCUUCAGUCUUUUCUUUAAAUUGAAAGACUCUGGUGAAAUAUUACGCGCUGCAAAAACCUUUACUUUGAACAACAUUACAAAGAAUGACAAUACAGACUUCAAAGGUACAACAGAAUUGUCACCUGCUGCUGAUGUCAUGUCAAUUAACAAUGUUAUAAAAGAAACAUCUGCACAGUCCAGGUCACCAAUAAUGUCGGAUAUAAAUAACAGUCUACCAAGUGUGCUUCUAGACAAUGGUUUCAACGCAACUUCGGUAAAAUUCAUCAAAGCUUUAUUGUCAAACAUGCAUGACAAUGAUACAUCAUUACAUAAUCCACAGAGACGAAUAUCACAAACGAUCCCUCAGUUUUUAUUUGAAUUUGACGGUGAAGACGUUGUGCGAGAGAAAAUAAAAAGAGACGACGAUGAUGAAGAGGGAGACGAGGAGAAAGAUGAUGAAGAUGGAGACGAGGAGAAAGAUGACGAAGAUAAACCAACUUUGACUUCAAACUUUCCGAUGAAACAAUUUCCUCUCGACACAUCCUCUGAAGAUGACGGUCCUUUGAAUCUUAUACCGGAUCACAAUUGGGGUUCAGAAUUUCCACUGACACAAAUGCAAAGUAAAAUACUUUUUGAAGACGAAGAACCUCUCAAUCAUAUACCUGUUCGUCAAAUCCAACCUGUUCAAAAAAUUCAGACUUCGGACAUUCGGAGAAACAGACAACAGGAAUUAAACCCGCCAGGUAAUACUCCAAAUUUUACCCCACAUACCCUUCUUGCCUCUCCUCCACAAAGAAAUGCGAAUCCAGAGGAAGAAAUCACAGUUCUUGAAAAGCUUCUAAAAUUUGCAGAAGAUUUUCCAAAUGAUAAUAACGAAGUUGCUUCUUCUAUCCAAAAUGAAAAUGAUCUCUUUGAAGCCUUUAAUGGUGGCCAUUCCUUCUUCAAUAUUCAACAAGGUGAUCCUAUAGAUAAGAAAUCAGACAGUGGUCAAGAAAAGGAGAGCGAAGAGGAUAGCGACGUUGGUCGUGAUAUUGAAAACGAAAGUGUUGUUCGUACAGACACUCAAACGUCAGAGAGGAGUAGAGGCCAACACGUUUCACAAUCUAAUACUGCAGAUUUGAUUGCUGCGUUGUUUGCUGAUGACCAGCCGGAAGUCAGUGUCAUAAAGUUUAACGAUAAUCAAGAAGUGCAGGAAAAAGACAGUGAUGAGGAAACUGCAAACGAAGUUCAAACGCUUUUUGAACAAACUUUCUCAAAUGAAGAUGAUGUCGAAAACACGAGGACGCUAGAUAAAGGAGACAAUGAUUCGAGUGAAGAUGAUAAAAAAAUAAACAUUGCAGAAGCUCGCAAGGAAGAAGAUUCCGCGAGUAAUGAAAAUAACAAAAGUAGUACCCAUGUCGAUCUCGAUAGUGGAGUAGACAACGCAUCUAACAAUGAUGAUUCUGGCGAACGAAGACCUCUGUCAGAAAGCAAUGAAAAAAGUGGAGAGACCAUAUCAGAUGAAAACCUAACCAACUCUGACAGUGAACCUGGCGAUAGGGAUCCAGAAAGCACCGAGCAAAGCUCCAGUAAAGAAAACUCAUUUGAAAAAUUCAAAGAUUCUUCCAAUGGAUCAGGAGAAAGUACCACUGAUUCGGAGAUGAAUGAAGUAUUGGAUCGUGGGUCUGACGACAGUGAUUUGGAAGGCGAUGAACAAAACUCCAGUGACAAAAAGUUGAGCACAUCUAACGAGGGAGAUUCAACAAGCGUUGAACAAGAUUCAAGUGGUGAAAACUCGGAAAGUAAGUCAGUUGAAAUUGAUUCGGACAUUAAAGACAAAGACUCCAGUGAAGAAAAUAAAAACACCGCGUCUUCAGUGGAAAGCAGUGACAGUAGCGAAGAAGACACCCUCGUAAAACUGCAACCUGAAGUUAAAACUAUUCAAGAUCGCAAACCAGUUCGCAAACCUAAGAAACCUUUUUUACAACAUAACCUUCCCCACAACUAUCAACUGUUUAAUAAACCCAAGGAAAACGCCCCAAUUCCACCGGACAACAGACGGUUUCCUAUCGAAGAACCAGAAGCUGUCGCACCACGAGAAACACAUGAAAAUAGAGAUCUUUCAGAAGAUACACUCAUAAAACUGCAAUCAGAAAUUAAAACUGUUAGACAUCACAAACCAGUUCAUCCACCCAAGCAGCCUUUUCAACAACAUAAUCUUCCCGACGAAGAUAUAUUUCAACCGUUGGAUAAACCCAAGGUAUAUACCCCUGUUCCACCUGACAUCGGACAAAUUUAUGUUAGAGAACCAGAAGACCCACCACAAGAGGUAUAUGAAAACAGGGACUUUUCAUACCUAGACGAUGAUAUACCCGGUAACUUAAACCUCCCACAACCAAUUAGGAAUGACAAUGAUCUCAUCCACGCUAUCUCAGAAAUUGAGAACACACUUCCUGUGGAAAUAGAACGGAUCAAACUGAGAAAUAUUCAAACUAGAAACAGAAAGAAAGAAAGAAACCACAAGAUUACAUUAAAUUCAAUAUACGGUAGAAAUUAUGGCAGACGGCAAAUAUAUAACCGAUAUUUAGGCGGUACAGAUUAUGGUAGACAACAAGGAUAUGCACGAUAUUCAGGCGGUACAGAUUAUGGCACACAACAAGGAUAUGCACGAUAUUCAGGCGGUACAGAUUAUGGCACACAACAAGGGUAUAAAUGGUAUUCCACGACAGGGGACGAGAACGAUUACGGUGCAGGACGAGAGUAUACCACGUAUUCCAGAGAUGCAGACGACUAUUUCACAGAUACAGACGACUAUUUCACAGAUACAGACGACGAAAUAAGGCCAAUAUACACACUACCGAGACACGGAAGUGAUCAAUUGCUGAAAUUAACUUCAAAGGAACUAGACGACUUAAACCAAGUAUACAGGGCUACCAAAUAUCGUAGGCCUACCCAUCACUAUCCAGGCGUUAAAAAUGGACACGAAGAGUGGAACAGCAAAGUACGAUCCAGUCUUCUGCGUGGGAAUAUGGGCAGACGCCGGCGUAUAUACGGAAAACGACAUCACAGAAUAGGUCCCAAUGACAGAAUGCUGACUCGCGGACGAUAUGGCGCAAAGAGACGAUCGAUAUUUCGUCCAAUGCGACAGUAUCGCAGAGGAGGAAGCUCUCGAUUGCUACAAUAUUUACUGAGAACAGAGACUUAUCAUCCACACACACGCACGCACACACAUGUGCACACACGCAAGCGCGAUUUGAACGGCGGGAAAUGGAAGUCAACAGCAAUGCUUUGUGAAUCCUAUUGCUGAGAAACAUUGUUCAUGCAUGUAGGUUUUAAUUUAUUACUAAAUGUUUUUGAUGAUA